UGUGGUGAGCCUCUGAUCAAUUCACAAUGUUUACAGCCGUUCCGCGCAUUUAGUCGGCUAUCUAUGCAAACAACUUGGGCGGUUAGCAAACAAGCAGGCACAAAGGACUGUUUGGUGACCAAGCAGAAUCUUCAUUUUGGCAAGGCCGCUACGAAGCGGCUGUACGAUAUAGUUUGCUUCAAAAUGAUGAUUAGAGUGCAAAGCCCUGAUGGGCAAAAGCGUGUCGAGCUCGACCGCGGAGAUACAAGCGAUGUACUUCUGGCAAAGGUUCGAGUUGUUUGUGGUUACACUAGUUGUGAUGUAUAUCUAACGCGGGACCUCACCAAGCGAAUACAGGCGAACGGUCGAAGUUUGGAAUCGCUAGGGUUGCACCAUGGCGACCUUGUCUAUGUGCGAGUCACUCAACAACAGUCGGAUGAAAAGAUGGACCUUGGUCAUCAAGAUGGCGGCCCAAUAGCAAACGGUAAAAACGGAAUCAGCAAUAUUAGCCCGUUCCAGAGUAGCUCCAGUGCGCCCAUGUCGCAGAGGUCUGAGAUUGAGGAAGACGAAGUAGAUCGAAUUCUAGCGAAGAUGGAUGGCAGAAUUGCACAGGCUCGUGGCCCGCUAUGCAGGCACAACGAGGGUGGCAAGUGCGUCCAUUGUAUACCGCGUGAGCCUUAUGAUGAAACCUAUCUUGCCGAAAAAAAGAUUAAACAUUUGUCGUUCCAUUCCUAUCUCAAGAAGUUAACCAGCGGAGCCGAUAAAGGAAAAUUCGCCAACCUUGAAAAUAUCUCAUGCAAAAUUAAACCCGACUGUGCCGCACAUCCGCCGUGGCCCAAAGGCAUUUGUUCAAAUUGCCAGCCUACAGCUUUAACAUUGAAUCUCCAGAAGUAUCGUCAUGUCGAUUGCGUCAUGUUCGAAAAUCGACAGAUAGUCGAUCGCUUUCUUGAUUUCUGGCGCCGUUCGUCCUUCCAACGGUGUGGCAUUCUUUUUGGCCGAUAUGAAACGCACGCUGACGUACCACUAGGUAUCCGAGCGGUUGUAGCUGCAAUUUACGAGCCUCCACAGCACUGCGCAAGAGAUCAGUUCGAGCUCCUUGAUGAUCCUAACGAGGGGGCUGUUGAUGAGCUCGCAGCUAAGCUUGGUUUGAGACGAGUAGGCUGGAUAUUUUGCGAUCUGCUGCCUUUGGAUACUCAAACAGGCACGGUACGGUAUUUACGCAGCACCCACUUCAGUUACUUGCUGUCAGCACAGGAGUGUAUAACUGCGGCCGCAUUUCAGAACAAAUAUCCUAACCCGUGUAGGCUUUCAACAAACGGCUACUUUGGAUCAAAGUUUGUCACCGUAUGUGUUACUGGCGACGAACAAAGUCGAAUUCACAUGGAGGGCUAUCAGGUGUCCAAUCAAUGCAUGGCCUUGGUAAGGGAUAACUGUUUGUUACCGACACAAGACGCACCCGAGCUUGCUUGGGUCAGGGAGUCAUCUAACGAGCAAUACGUUCCUGACGUUUUCUAUACGGCAAAAGACCAAUACGGCAACGAGGUUAAAAAUCAUGCGCGUCCGUUGCCCGUUGAAUAUCUGCUAGUCGAUGUUCCUGUAAGCUCGCCGAACGAGCCCAUAAACACAUUUCGGAGUGAGGGUCCUCAAUUUCCUGUAGAGAAUCGUGGUAUGGUGAAUCAGAUCCAAGAUCUGACAUCGGUUAAUCAAUAUCUACGAAACUUCACAGCCAACAAGGAUUUACUUUCGGCUGCCAGGGAUUUCCAUUUUCUAUUGUACAUCUCUACGCUAGACGUGGUUCGUAUUCCCCUCGACGGUUUACUAGAAGCCGUUCGCAAAAAGGACGCUAAUGCCUGUGGAAAUUGGGCAUCGCGCUGUGAUCAGUGGCAGACGUUUGAGACCAUUCUCAGCUCAAUGGGCAAUCCUGACACUGAUAUGGUAAACGCCGGCGGUUCGGGAGCAUCAGCAUCCUCAGCAAAGGACGGCGGUGCGAGCUGGAACUGCGCACAUUGCACAUUUGCGAACGUUGCGUCUCUGUCGACCUGUGAAAUUUGCUCGUUGCCUAGAAGUUGAGGUCUUUUGUUGGGAGCCUUAAAUUAUAAAAAAGGACUGCCACAAGCAGACGAGGUAGCCUCUUCAAGAUCAUCAAUAAUAAUGGAUAGGGGAAGAAACAACGGUGUAUGAAAGUAAAGAUACAGUCGUAGUGUGCGUGUUGGAAAAAUAGAAAACUUACUAUCAUGAAUAAUGUAAUAAACACAAAACUACCCAUGUGAUGUUUAUAACGAAAGUGUCUCUUUUAACGUAAACGCUUGGAUGCAGUUUAUUUUGAUUUCAAAUGACGUUUGCAUAAAAACGUGUUCUUUACAGGUAUUCCUGUGAGUAUUCUCAUGACAUGAAAUUCAACUUCGACAAAGUAGUUUUUCAAGUGCUAGAAAGCCUUUAGCACUGCUAUCAUCUAAAAAAGCUAAAACCGCUUCGUUAUUUUAUAAACAGAAAAAUAGUAAUUUGUAGUUCCUUCUAGUUUGUAGAAUUUGAAUCCCUCCUAAAUCCGAAAAUUCAUCUAAGAAGUAAUCUUACGAUAGCUUAAUGUCGUCUAGGGUACGCUAUAAUUAUUUAGCUGUGCUAGAGAUAGUUCCAUGUCUCAUAAUUGUAUUCCGCAUAAAGAGCCAUCAUGAAUUCUCUCUAUACCCUGUAGCAAUGAUAUUUUCCCUGGAUUUAGAAAUCUAUGAGAACAGUGUAGGACAUCAUGAACGCUUGCCCUGUAUCAUUUAAGUGAAUUGAGAAAAAGCCUACAUUAGGCUUAUAUUACGAAGCCACUUUUGAUAAAUGGAUAAGUUGUUGCAUUGCUUUAUUACUUUAGAUGCGGUAAAGAAUAGCGUUCGUAAAAUGCUUACUUUGAUGACAUAUUGCCCGAUAGGUCGUCACCGUUUAAAAUCACUUUUAUUUCAAAAACUAUUAGUAGCCAAAUCGAAUCUCUCAGUUUGAUAUUAUGCUAGUUGUGCGGUGAUGUAAAGACGAGUGCUUUGAAUUAAUUUAAAUGGUUUUCAAAAGGCUUCUUUGACUCGAGGUGAACCUUUGAAGUUCGUUUGGAUUGCUUAGAUCGGAGUCUGUGCUAUUACGAUCGCAUUCGCAUUGCUUGAAAAUUAGAAGCGUUAGAAGGUGCUGAAUUAGAGCUGACGUGUGUAACGAAAUUGCAUUUAAAGUGUAACACAUUCUCAUCGUCUUAUCACAGAAAUUCAAAAACUUUUCUAGCAGUAUACUUCGUAAAUAUUCUCAAACGGGGACUCCAAACUGCCUUCAAUUAUACGUCUGAGGCUACAUGGUUAGUAAAGCAAAAUAUAGAUCUAGCGUGCUCAGGUGCCCAUAUUAAUUUUAGCGUGUUCAUGUCGCACACAUAUACCUGAUAGUUAGGCUUAAUCUUUUUUGAAUGGCCAUUUGCAUUGUGAUAUCUGCAGAAAUUACUUCGUUGUAACGUGAAAAGCAGUUCUAAAAUUUCUACAGUGUUUGUUGGCAGUACCCAUGAUGUGGUAACCGUGAAUAACUUAUAAGAUGCCAGAUAUUUAACUCGUGUCUCCUUUGUAUAUUCUACAUCUGUGUUUUUCAUUAGAGUUUUCUGUAAAUACUUAAAUUCAGGUUUAUUAGAAAUAGAUACGUGCAUAUAAAGUGAAUUUGUUAAACCUAUCUGUUUAAUAAAAU
Messenger RNA from Varroa destructor (honeybee mite), 3672 nucleotides. RefSeq names its product nuclear protein localization 4 (gene Npl4). Gene Ontology annotation, cellular component: nucleus. Gene Ontology annotation, biological process: ubiquitin-dependent protein catabolic process. The record is from RefSeq and is a predicted model, not a curated record. NCBI's taxonomy places the organism in Eukaryota, Metazoa, Arthropoda, Arachnida, Mesostigmata, Varroidae. Gene Ontology annotation, molecular function: ubiquitin protein ligase binding; ubiquitin binding.